Messenger RNA from Fraxinus pennsylvanica, 771 nucleotides. The record is from the annotation of a GenBank genome assembly. NCBI's taxonomy places the organism in Eukaryota, Viridiplantae, Streptophyta, Magnoliopsida, Lamiales, Oleaceae.
AUGUCUUAUUCUAUACCAUCCAAAAUGAAGGCCUGGGUUUACAACGAGUAUGGUGGCGUUGAGGUGUUGAAACUUGAGGCCGAUUAUGCAGUGCCGGAAGUGAAGGACGAUCAGGUCUUGAUCAAGGUGGUGGCGGCGGCUCUUAAUCCUGUUGAUUACAAGAGGAGGCUGGGGAAAUUUAAGGCCAUUGAUUCGAAGCCUCCUACUGUUCCAGGCUACGAUGUUGCUGGUGUGGUAGUUAAAGUUGGUAUUGAAGUAAAAGGCCUAAAAGAAGGAGAUGAAGUAUAUGGCGACAUAAAUGAAAACGCACUAGAACAACCUAAACGAUAUGGCUCCUUAGCCGAGUACACAUCUGUGGAGGAAAAAUUACUAGCUCUUAAGCCCAAGAAUCUUGAUUUUGCACAGGCUGCUAGUCUUCCUCUGGCAAUUGAAACCGCCUACGAAGGUCUUGAAAGGGCUGGAUUUUCUGCUGGAAAAUCCAUACUCGUUUUAGGCGGUGCUGGGCAGGGAGAUAGGGCAGUGAAAGUAGUGAAGGAAGAUGGCUGUGUAGUAUACAUAGCUGGUGCAGCAACACCACCUGGUUUUUCAUUUUUACUUACUUCAAAUGGAGAAAUGCUGAAGAAGCUAAAUCCAUUUCUGGAGAGUGGGAAGGUGAAGCCGGUGCUCGACCCUAAGGGGUUAUUCCCUUUCGACAAGGUUAAUGAAGCUUUUGCUUAUCUAGAAACAAACCGAGCCACCGGAAAGGUGGUUAUAUAUCCAAUUAAUCCGUGA